Medioppia subpectinata is the source of this 1158-nucleotide messenger RNA. The record is from the annotation of a GenBank genome assembly. NCBI's taxonomy places the organism in Eukaryota, Metazoa, Arthropoda, Arachnida, Sarcoptiformes, Oppiidae.
AUCAGGACUUAAGUGGUGUUGUUUUAGAAGAAGACGAGGCCGACAAAGAGCUCCAAAUGGCUUUACAUAAGUCACGCAAAUUGAAGAUUAGGACCAAUAUAGAGGCGACGACGGGUGCGGCCAGUAUUGCGAAAGUGGCGCAAACUGUUCACAGACUCAAUCAGAAUGUGGACGAAGACCCCAAUGAUUCAAAUGACAAUUUAAUAUCCAAUAACAUUAUAUUGAACUCUACGGCAGAAUUUUGUCGCAAUUUGGGUGAUAUUCCGACCUAUGGUUUGGCGGGGAAUCGCGAUGAAGACGAAGAGCUUAUGGAAUUAGAAGAAGAGGUUAUUACUGAACCACGAGUUCAUGAUUCCGACCCGACUAGAGGUCAAUGGAAUGAAGUAGAGGUGAGAGACGAUGACAUCGCACCCGAUUUGGAUGAUAACGAGGGACAGCCUAUUCUCGAGGAAGAGCCCGAUGUUAGCCGAGGACUGGUCGGCGCCCUUCAGUUAGCCAUGAAAAAGGGAUAUUUGGAUAAAGAGAUUAAGAAACAAAGCGUUUCGCGACAGAGCGCUAUCGAGUCUCACGAAGACGAUAAGAUCGGGCGAAGGGAACGAUAUUCGGGACCCGUGUCUGACUUUAGAGAGAAGAAUGAUUAUAAGCCUGAAAUCAAAUUGGAUUACGUGGACGAGAAGGGAAGAGUUCUCGACCAGAAGGAGGCGUUCAGGCAUUUGUCCCACAAAUUCCAUGGAAAGGGUCCGUCGAAGAACAAAAUCGAUAAACGCAUGAAAAAGAAAGACCAACAGAGCAAAUUACGGCAAAUGAGUUCAACGGAUACACCGCUCAACACAUUACGAAUGCUAACCGAUAAGCAAAAAGAACUUCAAUUACCAUAUGUUGUGCUCACAGGCGGACAGAAGACAGCCAUUCAUUCAACCGAUACACCGCUCAACACAUUACGAAUGCUAACCGAUAAGCAAAAAGAACUUCAAUUACCAUAUGUUGUGCUCACAGGCGGACAGAAGACAGCCAUUCAGUAUAACCACUAUUUCGAAGACCAAAUGAUUAGGAAUUUAUCGAAAGUAAUCGACGAAUAAUUAAAAUAAAGUUAACGUAAUUUUUAAUUGAAAUAAGACUUAAAAAUAUACAGUUUUUCAAAAAAUGUAAAUAAAAGAA